AUGGCCGACUUCACCAUGUACCACGCCCUCGGCGCAAACUCGCCCGCCGCAAAUGGCCAGCAGCCGUCCCCGCAGCAGAAUCAGCACCGCCCGCCCGUCGCUCCGAGCCCCUCUGGCUACCAGCAAUCCGGCUCGGCGUACGGCAAUGCCCCUCCGAAUCAAUAUGGCACACCGCAACAACCCUACGCUGGCACGCCGCAGCAGGACCAGGGCUACUUCCCUGCGCAGCCUUCCCCAGCCCAAGGGGAUGUGUCAGGGUUGACCCAGCAGAUGGGAGGCAUGGGACUCGGUGUGGACACUCAAGGCCAGGCGCAAGUUUACAGGCCGCACAAGAAGAAGGACAGGCAUGCCUACCACCAGCUGGAUGCCGCUGGGAGCUCGCAGGCCUACAGCGGAAUCCCUCAAGGAGGCGCAACCACCCCGUCGCAGUUCCUCAACCAGCCCGUGACCCCUGCCAUGAACCAGUUCCCUGCCGCUGCUGGCAAUUUUGUCCCGGCGAACCCUGCCACCCCCAUGCAGUAUGCUGCGCGCGGCGGCUCGUUCAAUGGCUCCGUUGCGUCUUCUACUCAGGGAAAAGUAGAUCCCGAGCAGGUUCCAAGUAUCCCUCGAGCUCGCGAUAUCCCGGCACAGUUCUACCAAGAGAACGUAUACCCGACCAUGGAUCAGCAUCUGCCUCCGCCUGCCGUCGUUCCUUUCGUCGCUUUCGAUCAGGGCAACUCGGCACCGCGAUUCGCCAGGCUUACCUUGAACAGCAUACCCCAGUCUGCCGAUGCGCUCGCCUCGACCGCUCUUCCUCUUGGUCUCGUGCUACAACCGCUUGCCGCGCCGUCAGAAGGAGAACAACCCGUUCCAGUGUUGGACUUUGGAGAGGCAGGACCACCCAGGUGUAGAAGAUGCCGGGCAUACAUCAAUCCCUUCAUGGCCUUCAGGUCCGGGGGCAACAAGUUCGUUUGCAACAUGUGUACCUUCCCCAACGACGUGGCCCCCGAGUACUUCGCCCCGACAGAUCCCUCUGGUACCCGUGUAGAUAGAGCGCAAAGGCCGGAGCUUACGUUGGGGACCGUGGAUUUUAUGGUCCCGAAGGAAUACUGGUCGAAGGAGCCCGUGGGCCUGCGCUGGUUGUUCCUGGUUGACGUCAGCGCCGAGGCUGUGAACAAGGGUUUCCUAGACGGCUUCUGCGAGGGCAUCAUGAGCGCGCUUUACGGAAGUGAAAGCGAGGGCGAAGAGCAGGCUGGAGCAGGCACGAAGAAACUGCCCAAGGGUGCCAAGGUGGGAAUUGUGACUUACGACAAGGAAAUUCACUUCUACAACCUUAGCCCGAACCUGGACAAGGCGCAGAUGAUGGUCAUGCCGGAUAUCGAAGAUCCCUUCGUCCCCCUCAGCGAAGGCCUGUUCGUCGAUCCGGAAGAGUCCAAGUCCGUUAUCACUGCGUUGUUGACGCAACUGCCUACCAUGUUCUCGCAAAUCAAGAACCCGGAGCCUGCGUUGCUUUCGACUCUCCACUCGGCCUUGGAUGCGUUGCAGGCGACUGGCGGCAAGAUCGUCUGCUCGCUCGCAACUCUGCCCACAUGGGGUCCUGGGCGUCUGUUCCUCCGUGACGAUGGAAAGGGCCUCGGCACCGAUGCGGAGAAGAAGCUACUCACCACGGAGCAUCCUGGCUACAAGAAGAUUGGAGGGAAGCUUUGCGAGGCUGGCAUUGGUAUCGACUUCUUCUUGGCUGCACCUAGCGGUGGCUAUCUCGACGUUGCUACCAUUGGCCACGUCGCCGAAGUUACCGGCGGCGAGACCUUUUACUUCCCCAACUUCCACAGUCCUCGGGACACUCUCAAGCUCUCUCAAGAGAUCAGGCAUACCGUCACACGUGAGACCGGAUACCAGGCUCUCAUGAAGGUUCGCUGCUCGAACGGCCUGCAAGUCUCUGCUUACCACGGCAACUUCUACCACCACACUUUUGGCGCUGAUCUCGAGUUCGGUGUCAUUGACGCAGACAAGUCAAUCGGUGUCAUGUUCAGCUAUGACGGAAAGCUGGAUCCCAAGCUCGAUGCCCACUUCCAGAGCGCACUGCUGUACACAACCGCAAGCGGCGAAAGGAGAGUAAGAUGCUGCAACCUCGUUGCUAGCGUCAAUGACAACCCUGUCGAGACGAUGAAGUGCGUCGAUCAAGAUGCUGUUGUCAACAUCAUCGCCAAGGAAGCUGCAUCGCGUAUGGCUGAGCGCUCGCUCAAGGACAUCAGACAUGCCAUCACGGAGAAAACAGUCGACAUUCUCGCCGCCUACCGUAAGAACUUCUCGCACGGCCAUCCUCCGGGUCAGCUUGUUCUGCCCGAACACCUCAAGGAGUUCAGUAUGUACAUGCUCGGCCUGAUCAAGUCCCGCGCUUUCAAGGGUGGCAAGGAGCCGACAGAUCGCCGUGUGUAUGAUGCGCGCAUGCUCAAGUCCAUGGGUGCCACUGAGCUCUCGCUCUAUCUUUACCCCCGCAUCUACUCUCUCCAUAACCUUGAGCCUACCGAAGGCUUUGCCAACGAGCAUGGUCGCCUGCAAAUGCCGCCAGCUGUGCGCGCCACCUUCUCCAAGAUGGAAGAGGGCGGCGCCUACCUCGUCGACAAUGGCCAACAAGUCAUCCUCUGGAUCCACGCCGCCGUUUCGCCCAACUUGCUCGAGGACCUGUUUGGCCCUGGCGUCAACGACUUGCGCGCCCUCAAUCCCUUCCUCAACGCCUUCCCUGUGCUUGAGACUCACCUCAACGCCCAAGUUCGCAACAUCAUGCAGUACCUCGAGCAGACUCGCGGUAGCAAGGCCGUAACCAUCCAGCUCGCAAGGCAAGGACUUGAUGGCGCCGAAUUCGAGUUCGCCAGACUGCUGUACGAGGAUAGAAACGGCGAGGCACAGAGCUACGUCGAUUGGCUGGUCCAUGUACACCGGAACAUUCAACUCGAGGUAAGUUCAUAA
This is a messenger RNA of Diplodia corticola, 2949 nucleotides long. Its product is annotated as sec23 sec24 family protein. Gene Ontology annotation, biological process: intracellular protein transport; endoplasmic reticulum to Golgi vesicle-mediated transport; COPII-coated vesicle cargo loading. NCBI's taxonomy places the organism in Eukaryota, Fungi, Ascomycota, Dothideomycetes, Botryosphaeriales, Botryosphaeriaceae. Bases 1 to 2949 code for a protein of 982 amino acids. Gene Ontology annotation, cellular component: COPII vesicle coat; endoplasmic reticulum exit site. The transcript has a single exon. The record is from RefSeq and is a predicted model, not a curated record. Gene Ontology annotation, molecular function: SNARE binding; zinc ion binding.